AUGGGUUUUGCAGAAAUACCAUUACCGAUAAAAAAUGGAGGAUCAACACCUUUGUCGCCGGAUUUAAUUAUAGGUUUCGACCUCUACACGAAGAAAAAAGGUCUGAGAAUACUUCCACAGGGGUUGGCGUACAAGCAAUACUUCACUCCAUGGGAGCAGGUUCCGAAUUACUUCCACAUGACUGAAGACCUUAAGGAUAGCGAGAUUAAUAAUGAAAAAAAAAAUUGUGAGUUAUGUCAUGGGUUUCUUACAGAAGCUCCUUAUUAUGUUUGUGAUUCGUGCGAAUAUUAUGUCCACAAGUCAUGUGAAGAACUACCAAAACAGAUCAACAAAUACCCUUUACAUCCUCGCCACCCUCUUUCUCUUACAACACGAAAUGCCAGAUGCAAUUGUUGUGGUCGAACAAAGACGCCCGUGUUCAGUUGUGUUGGCUGUGAUUUUGACUUGGAUGUUGAAUGCUUUAAAAUGUCAAACUCCAUAACAACAUGCCCGGAAGGCCAACAUUGCAUUCAACAUUCAAGCCAUCCCCACUUACUACUACUUGUAGACACAACAAAUGCAAUUCAUGAAGAUGAAGAUAUUGAUGUUAGAUGUUUUGCAUGUCAAUCCAAGAGCUCACCAUCAGAAUCAGAUGGUGGAGUUUAUUAUGGCUGCAAUAGAUGUAAGUAUUUUCUUCAUAAACAAUGCAUUGACCAAUUACCUCAAGAAAUCCAAACCUCUCACCAUCCUAACCACGACCGUCUCUUCCUUCUUAUGAAAAGAUACAAUUGUAAAUGUAGCACUUGUGGAAAUAAAGAUCAACCUGCCUUAUAUUUCGAAUGUCCUCAAUGUGAUUUUCGGUUGUGUUUAGAAUGUGGAGUGAGACGAACACGAACCAUUAAGUAUGAAGAUCAUCCACAUCUUCUUUGCUUUAUGGAGAAAAUAAACAAUGUAGUUGAACAAUGCAACGUCUACGACACCUGUUUGAAGCAAUCAAUCAUGUGCAAUACUGAGGAAUUCCAUAAAACAGAUUCCUUUAAAUUUCAAUGUUUGGAUUGUGAUUUCAAACUUCAUUUAUUAUGUGGUCCAUUGCCUUCUAUCAUAAAACAUGACAGUCAUAUGCACUCCUUAGAUCUUGUUGAUUCAUUCAUUGAGGAUAACUCUGGUGAAUAUUGCUGCGAUGUUUGUGAAGAAGAAAGAAAUCCACGAAUACGUGUUUACUGCUGUCGGAAGUGCAAAUAUAUCGCUCACGUACACUGUGUUAUCUCUGAGGUUAUAAAUGUAUUAAAAUGAGACCUUAGAGAUGUGAAACUGAAAGUGUUGGGAGAAGAUCUUUGGGAAUUUCCUAAAGAGAUUGAUCAUGCUGCGUCUCCUUUGACUUUAAGGGAUUUGAUACAUAAAUUAAGUGAUCGUGAGCUAGGCUGGUUGAAGGGUCGUUUUUACUGGGAUGAGGAAGAAGAAGUGAGUACAACGACUACUGAAGUUGAGCCUGAAGAUGAUAAUAUUGAUGAGGUUC
Messenger RNA from Humulus lupulus (European hop), 1495 nucleotides. RefSeq lists its product as uncharacterized. The coding region runs from base 1 to 1272 and encodes 423 amino acids. The transcript is spliced from 3 exons. NCBI's taxonomy places the organism in Eukaryota, Viridiplantae, Streptophyta, Magnoliopsida, Rosales, Cannabaceae. The record is from RefSeq and is a predicted model, not a curated record.